CCCAUUGUUGUCACAGCUGAAGGCGCCGCCGAAAUUGGAUGCUUUGUAGCCGUCGAUAAUGCUCUGCACCGUAGCCCCAUCCGCGGAUUCCUCGGGUUUUGUAGAAGCCAGGCCCAUAUUCGGCGCCACGUAGACGAAAGUAAGCCACGCCCCAGAAGAUGAACCCGAAGAAUGCAUCGAAGAGCGAACUCAUCAAGGAUAGCAAAUCCGAGAAAAACGGAAUGACUUCGGCAACGAUGAAGGCCAGGAGCCAAAGAAUGGCGAGAAUACCAGCCCAUGCCCCCCAUCCAGCAACAGUGUGGCUGCCCAUGUGCCUUGUGUUAUUAAAAAGACGGAAAAAGAUGAAGCGAGCGGACACGGAGGCGUAAAGAACACCCAGAAAGAUGAUGGUAGGUACCAUGAAGGAGAAAGAGACCUUGAGAAAGACGGGGUUGCCGAGCGAACCGAAAGCGGGUGCGGUCAUGUAGUUAGUUCCGGUGUAGGCGUACACAACACCUCCAACCAAACUGAAAACAAUAAUCUCGGCAAUAGUGACGGCCCAGAGCGCUUUGGGAAAGUCGUUGGGGUC
Molecule: messenger RNA, 568 nt
Organism: Periconia digitata
Lineage: Eukaryota; Fungi; Ascomycota; Dothideomycetes; Pleosporales; Periconiaceae
Source: the annotation of a GenBank genome assembly